This is a messenger RNA of Rhinolophus ferrumequinum (greater horseshoe bat), 610 nucleotides long. It is a transcript of the gene S100A4, whose product is annotated as S100 calcium binding protein A4. Gene Ontology annotation, cellular component: cytoplasm; perinuclear region of cytoplasm; nucleus. The transcript is spliced from 3 exons. Lineage: Eukaryota; Metazoa; Chordata; Mammalia; Chiroptera; Rhinolophidae. Gene Ontology annotation, biological process: positive regulation of canonical NF-kappaB signal transduction. The record is from RefSeq and is a predicted model, not a curated record. Bases 173 to 478 code for a protein of 101 amino acids. Gene Ontology annotation, molecular function: transition metal ion binding; RAGE receptor binding; calcium ion binding.
AUCACACAGGCCGGGCAGAGGGUUGUCUCCCGUUCUCCCCCAUCCUCUGCCAUGGGCAGGGCCUGCCCAGGGUAUAAAUAGGUCCAACCGCUGGGCUCUCCCCAUUCUUCCUGUCUCCCCAACCCUCUCUUCUCAGCGUUUCCUCUCUCUCGACCUGAUCCUGACAACCACCAUGGCACAACCUCUGGAGAAAGCCCUGGACGUGAUGGUGUCCACCUUCCACAAAUACUCAGGCAAGGAGGGUGACAAGUUCAAGCUCAACAAGUCGGAGCUAAAGGACCUGUUGACCCGGGAGAUGCCCAGCUUCUUGGGGAAACGGACGGAUGAGGCCGCUUUCCAGAAGCUCAUGAGCAACCUGGACAGUAACAGGGACAACGAGGUCGACUUCCAGGAGUACUGUGUCUUCCUGUCCUGCAUCGCCAUGAUGUGCAAUGAGUUCUUCGAGGGCUUCCCUGAUAAGCAACCCCGGAAGAAAUGAGGGCUCCCCAGAUGCGAGUGGGGGGCCUGCCAGCUGGGGUCCACCCUGGGGGUAGUGGGCACAGAACCUCACUCGGGCUUCUUCAGACAUGUGUACGAUGCUGAGCAAGUCAAUAAAGAUUCUUAGAAGCUA